AUGGCUGCGAAAAACUACUUCAUCCUCAUGAAACUGAUCCUAAUUUUUUCCCUACUUGUUUCUGCAGUCAAGGAUAUCUAUGACUGCCAUGAAACCGCGGUGACUCCCUUGGAUGAUACUGAACUUAUUCGGCGAUCCAUCGAGCAAUUACAAUUAACCUGUAAGGCCGCCGAUGCUUGUACCGCUUGCAAAUCAAGGCUUUCUAUUGGCAAGGUUCUUUCACUGACCCGGCCCGAUAUUGUUCCCUAUGUGUUCAAGCGGUGGUGUACCGAAGCUAUGCAUGAUGCUGGGCAAUGUGAGAUGAAUUUCAGUCCCUUUUCUGCCGACAAAUCUACCCUUGGUUCAGACUUCAUUUUGAUGCUUCAAUCAAUGAGUCCUGAAGGAUUGGAUGGAGAUUAUUUUUGUUAUUACCAUGAAUCCAAAUGCCUCGAAAGGCCAGAAACCCCGGAAAUCAAUCUUGAUACCAUGUGGCCACCAAAACCAAAAUCUUAUUCUGCUCCGGUACAAAGUGGUGAGUCGUUUAAUGUGCUCCAUCUUGGUCAUAUUAAUCUUCAACCAGAUUAUGCUGUGGCUUCUGAAGCAAAUUGCUCACAAAGUUUGUGCUGUUCUCCUUGUUCUGCCAAUUUCAAUUGUCCUCCAGAAGGUUAUAGUAUGCAUGUUAGCGACACUAAAACCGGCGUAGCUUCAUUUUUCAACAGCAGCUAUUCACGGGGAAAGUUCGAAAAGGGAAACUACGUGGAUAUCUUCAACAAAGAUGCAUGGUGUCCCGCUCAUGAAUUUGGCACGUAUUUGUGUGAUGUGCCACCAGUUUUGUUGAACAACACUCUCCGCAAUAUUCGAGCCUUUCACGAAAAUCUGCUCGAUUUCGAAUUUGCAAUUGUCACUGGUUCGGCAAUUGACCAUAGAGACCGCCAGUUUCUCACCAAAAAUGACCACAUGAGCACGCAAGAUUUAGCUUAUAGUGCAAUCCAGUGUCAUUUGCAUUCCAUUCCUAUAUUUCCCUCGUUUGGCGACACCUAUCCAAAGCACCAAUUUGCACCCAAAAGUCAUCCUCUGUUUUCAAGCCAGCAAUAA
Meyerozyma guilliermondii ATCC 6260 is the source of this 1074-nucleotide messenger RNA. RefSeq lists its product as uncharacterized. Lineage: Eukaryota; Fungi; Ascomycota; Pichiomycetes; Serinales; Debaryomycetaceae. The transcript has a single exon. The coding region runs from base 1 to 1074 and encodes 357 amino acids. The record is from RefSeq and is a predicted model, not a curated record.